Messenger RNA from Ochlerotatus camptorhynchus, 1524 nucleotides. RefSeq lists its product as uncharacterized. The record is from RefSeq and is a predicted model, not a curated record. NCBI's taxonomy places the organism in Eukaryota, Metazoa, Arthropoda, Insecta, Diptera, Culicidae. The transcript has 4 exons. The coding region runs from base 1 to 1524 and encodes 507 amino acids.
AUGUCCACUGUAAGGGCACCACGCACCGCGGUGCAAGGUCUACCUGUAUGGUUGCGAUCCGACCUGACGACGAAGUUGAUGGACAUCCACGACAACGCCGGGGCAACGGGUGCAACAGAAAUACCAUUCGCCGUAGUGGAAACAUUGAACGCUCGAGGCUGUAAGGAGCUUUCGGUCGUUCCAGAUCAAUGGUUGCGGAAAUCAAAAAGUGGACACAUUUUGUUCUGGCCAAACGCAAACAGUGUCGCAGAACAAAAUAAAUUGAUCCGUGACGAAAAAAGCUGCCCAAAAAAGUCAUGGCUGAAGUUCGGAUGUACGGUGAGACGAAAUCCUAUAUCUUCUUUCACUGAAGGGAAGCGUUUGAUGGAGGAAUUGUCCGGAGAAUCAUCUUCCGACGUCAGUCAGCUAAUCCAACGGAAGAGAAAACACCAAAUUCGCGAAACCGAUAUCUUUCAGAAAAUGUUUGUUCUGGAAAAUCAAUCCGUCUCCCUAGCAACACAAGCAACCACUCCACCGACCCCCGUCAUCAUCAAGGUAAGAGAAAGUGUUCGGAAUGAAAUCCUCCCUCAAGCAACAACACCAACCCCACCACCACCACCACCACCACCCGCUGCAUUUGAGACAAUCUCUGAAGAAAAUGUCGAGACCAUUCAGUAUGUAACAACAGCAGCUCCUCCACCACCACCCACUGCGUCAAUUACUGAAGACAAUAUCCAGACCGUUCAAUAUGUGACGUACGAAACUGUUCAAACACCGGAUGCGUUGACGGAACCAGAUAAACCGACGCAGAAAUGUUUGAGUGAAAUUGUUGAACUAUUACAUCAAAUAAACAACCGGCUGGAUCGGUUGGAUAAGCGGACAGCGGAUAUCACCACUCAACAUGAAUUUAUCUUGGACGCCAUCCGAAAAUUCAGUACCCGCGUGACGAACAUCGAGGACCCACCGUUAUUUUGUUUUGAUCCUAUUGAACAAGAACAAGAGCUAGCUGAUCUGGAGGCCAAGCUGGCGGACAACGAUUUCAAAUCGAAAAUGGUCAAAUGGUUGCGAUUGAACGUUAGCGGUGAUUGUGCUGAUAAUCGCAUGCUAGGUGUUCUCGAUAUGCUGUUCAGCAAACAGUUUCAAACUAAAUGCACCUGGACUGGAGCAAGUCGGAAGGGACCAAAAAUAGCUAUAAUGCCGAACCGCAAUAUUCUGCAACUAUUUCAACAGAUUGGAACCGAUGAAGUAGAAGUUGUCACCCAUCAGAAGCUGGCAAGUUUUUUCAUGAGAAAACUCAAAAACUCUCUUAAACGCUUGAUCGCUACUGGCAUGCGUCGAGGAACCAGACAUGUAAGAAGAAGAAAACAACAACGAGAGACUGAUGAACAAGAAGUUGAAUUUGAAAGUGAUGCUGGGUCGAUCUUUAUUCCAUCAAUUGUAUUGAACGGACAGGAUGAUGAACGUAGUCAUUCGCAUAUUCGCAACACUAGCAAUUCGCACAUUCGCAGUGAAUCUGAUUCGGACGUUGAUUCAUCGGACGCGUAG